AUGGAUUUAUUAAAAGAUGCAGCUAAGAAUUUGAACCUAUACGAAGUGAAAGCUUAUGUUCGUAAAGCUCAAAACGUUGCUAUGAACCUAACUGAAAUUGAAUCAAAAGUUCGUGAAGCCACAAAUAAUGAACCAUGGGGAGCACCAAGUACUUUAAUGGCACAAAUCGCCUCUGCAACAUACAAUUAUAGGGAAAGAGAAGAAAUCAUUGCUUUUAUAUUUCGAAGAUUUACUGAAAAAGCUGCAAACGAAUGGAGACAAGUGUAUAAAUCCUUACAAUUAUUAGAUUAUUUGAUUAAAAAUGGUAGUGAGAGGUUAAUUGAUGAUGUAAGAUCUAAUUUGUCAUUGAUUCAAAUGUUGAAAUCAUUUCAUUAUAUAGAUUCUAAGGGAAGAGACCAAGGUAUAAAUGUUAGAAAUAAAGCCAAAAAUUUGAUUAACUUAUUAAAUGAUGAUACUCAAAUUAGAAAUGAACGUAAAAAGGCAAGAGCUAAUCAAAAAAAAUUUGGAGGUGUCUCAUCAGCUGCUUUUGGUGGUGCUUCAUCAAUAGGAACUAGCUUUGGUAGUGGCUCUAGUUCAUUUAACGACGUUGAUGAUGAUGAAUUUUCAAACAGGGUUUACGGUGAUGGUGGUGUAUAUGGUGAAAGAUAUGAUGAUCCUGCAUCUGCUUACAAUAAUGGCUCUACAGGCAAUGGAGGAGAUCAAUUUGAAGAAUAUGAUGUUCAACCAACAACAAAGACAGCCGUGUCUAAAGCUACUACGGGUCAAGCUUCAAGGGUAAAUGCAAAAGCAUCAAAAUCAAAACCACAACCAAAGGAACCACAGGCAGAUUUAAUAGGUGAUUUAUUAGGUCUCGAUGAUGCCCCUAGUCAGACCCAAACCACUACAACAGGAGAUGACGAUGAUGAUGAUGAUGAUUUUGAUGAUUUCCAAGCAGCUCCCUCACAAACACAAAGUAAUUCAAAUAACUUAUCGAACAAUUUAUCAAGCUUAUAUCAUUCCCAACCAUCACAACAACAACAGCAAAAACAACAACCACAAUUUACACAAUUCCCAUCUCAGCAAAACAUUUUUGCUUCUUCAAAUAAUACGGCCUCAUCAUCGUCAAAUUUUGGCUCCGCUUCAUUAUCAACUGGUCCUGCCAAAUCAUCAAACUCAAAUGAUGCCUUUUCAUCACUAUUCCUGUCUGCUAAAACUAAAUCAUCAAACUCAAAUCCAAAAACCAAUACAGUAUCAAGUACAGCUGCAGCACCAAAACCCACAACUCAGCAGAAACAACAAGAUGAUGACUUUUUUGGUGAUUUUAGUUCAUCGAGUCAAUCAAAAGUCUCUGGCUCCAAAAAUGGAAAUACAACAAAUAGUAGUAAUAACGCUGGAGGCGAGGUUGAUUUGUUAAGUUUUUAG
Molecule: messenger RNA, 1401 nt
Organism: Lodderomyces pseudojiufengensis
Lineage: Eukaryota; Fungi; Ascomycota; Pichiomycetes; Serinales; Debaryomycetaceae
Gene: ENT3
Product: Ent3p
Exons: 2
Coding region: 1-1401 (466 amino acids)
Biological process (GO): endocytosis; Golgi to endosome transport
Cellular component (GO): plasma membrane; endosome; clathrin vesicle coat
Molecular function (GO): clathrin binding; phospholipid binding
Source: RefSeq, a predicted model, not a curated record